AUGACCCUUAGCCUCAAUUUCCUCGUUGAAGAGUUUGGAGGAGAUGGUAUUAAGGUAACCUGCUACGCGGUGGCAUGCACAGAAACAGCAAGAAUUGCCCAACUGGUGGCUUGCCAGAGGAGUUCUAAAAGGAAAGUAGGACGGCAAGUUAAUUGCCAGAUGAGAGUGAAGAAAACCAUGCCAUUUUUUCUAGAAGGAAAACCAAAAGCUACCCUCCGACAACCAGGAUUUUCUUCAGAUUUUCCCAUCAACAAGAAGCCCACUCCAGCACUGUUAAGAGAGAAAGGAAGCUCUCCUGGGCUUAUACCUGGUGCUCAAAUGCCCCCUUACACAUUACACAUGACUCUUGGAAGUGAAGAUUCCAAAAAUGUUCCAGCACAGAGACACUCAACCCUGCCUGCCAACAACAGGUUCAGUCCAAAGACAUCUCUUCCACCAGCUUUUCAGAUGCAUCUACCAAGAACCUGUGCUAAGGAAAUGAGCGAUAAUUUAAAUCAGACUGUUGAAAAACCAAAUGCCACAUCUCCUGCCUCCUGCACUUACAAAAUGGACGAGGUUCAAAAUCGCAUAAAGGAAAUCCUGAACAAGCACAGCAAUGGCAUCUGGAUGUCUAAGCUCCCGCACUUCUACAAGGAGCUGUACAAAGAAGAACUGAACCGAGGAGUCCUGCAGCAGUUUGAGCACUGGCCUCAUGUUUGCACGGUGGAGAAACCAUGUGGCGGUGGUCAAGAUUUACUUCUUUAUCCAGCUAAGAGAACAGAGCUUUUGAGAAGUGAAGUGGACGACAAGAAGGCACCUCCAUCCUCGCCACCUGCUCCAAAGCAGAUGCCAGUGUUAGCAGAACGCCCGGCGGCCACGCCAGGAGACUUUAAAGAGAAAGUCGCAGAGCUGCUGGAGAAAUACACAAGUGGGCUUUGGGCCAGCGCACUCCCCAAAGCGUUUGAGGACACAUACAAAGUGAAGUUCCCUGAGGAUGCCUUGAAAAAUCUUGCCUCGCUGUCUGAUGUAUGCACCAUAGACUACAUCUCUGGCAACCCUCAGAAGGCCAUUCUCUACGCUAAACUCCCCCUGCCCGCUGACAAAGCCCUCAGUGAUGCCGUGCAGGCCCAGGGGGACUACGAUAUCAAGUGUAUGGUUGAGCAGGAGUAUUUGCAGAUAGAGGAAAACAUGGCUGAAAGUGCUGACGUCAUCAUGGAGGAUGUAACCGUCCCUCUUUUAGUUGUUCCGACCGAGGCUUCCCCAUCUGUACUGGUGGUUGAACUGAGCAACACAAACGAAGUGGUUAUCAGGUAUGUGGGUGAAGAUUACUCUGCCGCCCAGGAGCUGAUGGAAGAGGAAAUGAAGGAGUACUACAGUAAGAGCCCUAAGGGGGCCCCUGUCCAGGUCGUGCACGUGGGGCAGUUGCUGGCGGUAAAUGCCGAGGAGGAUGCUUGGUUGCGUGCACAGAUCGUCUCAGCAGAAGACAACAAGAUCAAGGUGUGCUAUGUCGACUAUGGUUUUAGUGAAAAUAUUAAAAAGAACAAAGCGUACAAACUGAGUCCCAAGUUCUGUUCACUUCCCUUCCAAGCCACCAAGUGCAGGCUGGCAGGAUUGGAAGUUCUAAGUGAUGAUCCUGAUUUAGUGAAGGUGGUUGAAUCUUUAACUUGUGGAAAAAUCUUUGCGGUGGAAAUACUCGACAAAGCUGACAUUCCACUUGUUGUUCUGUACGAUACCUCAGGAGAAGACGAUGUCAAUGUCAAUGCCACCUGCUUAAAGGCCAUAUAUGACAAGUCCCUGGGAGUUCACCUUCAGGUCGAUGCCAUGUACACAGGUGUCAAAGUCACCAACAUUUGCUCUGAUGGGACCCUCUACUGCCAGGUGCCUUGUAAGGGACUGAACAAACUCAAAGACCUUCUGCACAGGAUAGAGGACUACUUCCACUGUAAGCAUAUGACCUCCGAGUACUUCAUCUCAUUACCGUUCUGUGGGAAGAUCUGCCUCUUCCAUUUCAAGGGAAAGUGGUCACGAGUAGAGGUCACAAACGUUCACAGUAGCCGUGCUCUAGACGUUCAGUUCCUCGAUUCUGGCACCGUGACGUCUGUAAAGGUGUCAGAGCUCCGGGAAAUUCCACCACGGUUCCUGCGAGAGAUGAUUGCCAUACCACCUCAGGCUAUCAAGUGCUGUCUGGCAGACCUUCCGCAGUCCGUUGGCGUGUGGACGCCAGACGCCGUGCUCUGGCUGAGAGACUCUGUUUUGAAUUGCUCUGACUGUAGCAUUAAGGUCACAAAAGUGGAUGAAACCAAAGGCAUUGUACAUAUUUAUUUAUUUACUCCUAAGAACUUCCCCGACCCUCACCGCAGUGUUAAUCGCCAGAUAAUGAAUGCAGACCUGUGGAAGCACCAAAAGGAUGUGUUUCUGAGCGCCACGUGCAGUGGAGCGGGCUCUCCCAACAGCAAAGGCAGCACCCCUGUGCCGGGCAGCACCCCUGUGCCGGGCAGCACCGCAGACAGUUUCAGAAAGAGCCUCAGUGGUGCCAUGAGAAGAUCUGUGGUGGCCUACCCCAGCUCGCUCUCUGCGGAGGAACUGCCACCUCCUGCCCACUUGUCCAAACCAGGGGAACACAUGGAUGUGUAUGUGCCUGUGGCCUGUCACCCAGGCUACUUUGUCAUCCAGCCUUGGCAGGAGAUCCACAAGCUGGAAGUUCUGAUGGAAGAGAUGAUCCUCUAUUACAGUGUGUCUGAAGAGCGCCACGUAGCCCUGGAAAAGGACCAAGUGUAUGCUGCAAAAGUGGAAAAUAAGUGGCACAGGGUGCUUUUGAAAGGGAUCCUGACCAACGGACUGGUAUCCGUGUAUGAGCUGGACUAUGGCAAACACGAGUUAGUCAGCAUAAGGAAGGUGCGGCCCCUGGUGGACAUGUUCCGAAAGCUGCCCUUCCAGGCAGUCACAGCUCAGCUGGCAGGUGUGAGGUGCAGCCAGUGGUCAGAGGAGGCAUCCAUGGUGUUCCGAAAUCAUGUGGAGAAGAAGCCUCUGGUGGCGCUUGUGCAGACGGUCAUCGAGAACGCUAACCCUUGGGACCGGAGAGUGGUGGUCUACUUAGUGGACACAUCGCUGCCCGACACGGACAUCUGGAUUCACGACUUCAUGUCUGAGUACCUGGUGGAGCUUUCAAGAGUUGACUAA
Messenger RNA from Orycteropus afer afer, 3159 nucleotides. It is a transcript of the gene TDRD7, whose product is annotated as tudor domain containing 7. NCBI's taxonomy places the organism in Eukaryota, Metazoa, Chordata, Mammalia, Tubulidentata, Orycteropodidae. The coding region runs from base 1 to 3159 and encodes 1052 amino acids. The record is from RefSeq and is a predicted model, not a curated record. Gene Ontology annotation, biological process: lens morphogenesis in camera-type eye; spermatogenesis; lens fiber cell differentiation. The transcript has 17 exons.